GAACGAAAGCGUGAGAAGGAACGUGAGGAGCUUUGGAAAAAAUUAGAUCAAUUACAACUUUCUGGUUCCGGUGAUGCCACAGUAACCACUAGUUCUGGGACCCUUUCUGCCCUCUCUUCUAAUGCGGCAGCUGGAUCCGGCCCAACUACUUCAGCCUUGCCUACAGCCACCGCCAGAAGUUAA
Messenger RNA from Protopolystoma xenopodis, 183 nucleotides. The record is from the annotation of a GenBank genome assembly. NCBI's taxonomy places the organism in Eukaryota, Metazoa, Platyhelminthes, Monogenea, Polystomatidea, Polystomatidae.